GGGAAGUGGCCGAAAAGUGUAAUGUUUACAUGGGACUACUUUUCGUGCGCGCACCCAAACAACAGUUAAUGAGGCGGUGUAGUACAAGUGGCGCUCCAGUCGUAGAGAAGCUGUCGAACGGCACAGUCACGCCGGUUCAAAAAUAGUAAAUACAACAAAUCAGUUUGUUUUGAUUGUGAGCAGUCAGUUGUGUGCGAUUGGUACGAUCACCACGUUCGCAUCGUCUGGUACGGGAAAUAGUGUUGAAUGCCCGAAAUAAUGCCUUCGGCCGAUAUGCGUACGAUGACGACGAUGAGUGGCAACCAAAUAAAGUCGCCCGAGUUCAACAUCAGUUCGAAGGACGUGGAGGGCCUGGUGCUGGAGAUCAAGGAGAACUUAAGGCUGUCGGCGGCGAGCACGAUGAAAGCGUUGCCGUGCAGCCACCUUUCGAGGAAGUCGUCGCGAGCGUCGCCGUACCGUGUGCCGGGGAAGUUUGGCUGCGAGACGGGCUGCGACGCCGCCUGCAUGAGGAAGAACCGACGCAAGCCGCAACAGGACACGACAGAGGAUCCGUACGAGCUGCUCCAGAAGCUGCUGAGGGACGGCAGUCUGGUCAACGAGGCGGUGAGACGGGUCAAGCUCGGGCUGUCGCCGAAGCAAAGAUACUUCUACGAGUCCGACGAGGAGUCCAGUCCGGUCCUGCGGUUCUACACGGACAAUUAGGACGUUUCCUUCGCCCGUUCCUUCGUUCAUCCGUUCGUUGCGUUUAUGUUGGUUAAUUUAUUAUUGUUCCUUUAAUUACUAGUGAGUGUUUGUUGUGAGUAAAUGGGAUUGAUUGUUGCGUCAGCAGUACAUGCCAAAGAGACAGACGUAAGAACACUACUACUACGGUACCGUACGGCACAGUACAGUACACUCUAAUUUAAUAACAUAGAUUCAUACGAAAAUAAAUUAAAUUACCUUGUGGAAUUUCUGGUUAUCACAUGAAAAUUCAUUAUUAUUAUUAUUAUUAUUAUUAAUAUUCUAUUAUCGUUGUUGUCCACCACUUUCAAAGUCUAUUUAAAUUUAUAAAACUACUCGUCCUUUUAAUUGUCUCUGGUAUACUACUUAGUAUUAAUACGCUUAAGGGAGAAUCUAAGAUCAUUUUACAAAAUGCUACAUACGCUUAAUUACUGAAAAACAAACCGGACAUUAUGAAAAUGAAAAAUUCUUAGGUGUAGUGUAAUGUUUAGUUUUCACAAAUGAUUCUAUAUUACUCCGUAUCUGUGAUGUAUUUGUAGCCUCCCGUUUUUCAAAUUUAUUGUCCCGAUUCGAUCAGUGCUGCGGGAAGGAUAAAACUUUUGGAACCACACCUGGCCAGUACCCUACAAAAAUUUCGAAUAACCAGCCAAGUUUGGUUCCAAAAGAGAAAUCGGUAGGUGUGAAAAUAUUUAAAAAAUAAAACCUUUGUAAAUAAUUGAGAUCUACGGAUCUAUAAAAAAAAUAUAUGCCUUUUAGGUUCUAUUGGAAAUUUUAAAUUCCGUUUUUUAAUGCUCUGUACCUACAUUUUAUGUAAUUUUUAAUUGUUUUGUUGAACUUUCUACCCAAUGUAUUAGUCAGUUCAAUGCAUUUGCAAGUAUUUUUAUUUCAAAUAAAAAAAAAAAAACACUGAACUGAUUCUAUUUGCUAUUCUUGUGAUAUAUAUUUGUUAUGCAAAAAAUAUGCGAAAAUUGUGAUUUUUAUAUCCACUUUAGUAGAGAUGCAUUUGAAUUUUUUGACUGUGUUCUUUAGGUUUUAGAAUUAUUAUUAUUAAUGGACAAAAUGGGUUACACGAUUACGUUUUCGUUUAGUUUCAACGACUAUUUUUUUUUUUUGAUCGUCACUAUCCUAACGUUUAGUUUAACAUAAUUAGACAUAAAUUUGAUCUGUGUGACGUCAAAUUUAUGUAGGUUUAUUUAUGUACGUUUUUGUUACAUUUGCAAUGAUAAAACAUGUGGCUACAAACUAUUGAUGCCUGUGGCAUCCUAUGUAUCAUAUGUCCCAAAAUAAACAUUUUGUUGAUUAUGAAA
Messenger RNA from Aethina tumida (small hive beetle), 2027 nucleotides. RefSeq lists its product as uncharacterized. The coding region runs from base 247 to 702 and encodes 151 amino acids. Gene Ontology annotation, cellular component: cytoplasm. The record is from RefSeq and is a predicted model, not a curated record. NCBI's taxonomy places the organism in Eukaryota, Metazoa, Arthropoda, Insecta, Coleoptera, Nitidulidae. The transcript has a single exon.